Molecule: messenger RNA, 2540 nt
Organism: Scatophagus argus
Lineage: Eukaryota; Metazoa; Chordata; Actinopteri; Scatophagidae
Gene: chrna9a
Product: cholinergic receptor, nicotinic, alpha 9a
Exons: 7
Coding region: 1-1695 (564 amino acids)
Biological process (GO): signal transduction; chemical synaptic transmission; nervous system process
Cellular component (GO): neuron projection; synapse; postsynaptic membrane
Molecular function (GO): acetylcholine-gated monoatomic cation-selective channel activity; transmembrane signaling receptor activity
Source: RefSeq, a predicted model, not a curated record
AUGAGGAAGGCAGUACUGAUGGUGUGGGUCAGCCUUUUGGUGCAAGUUACUGUUGUCUCCACCCUGUGCUCUGUUCUUGCCCCCUCAGUGUCCCAUGGUGCUCAGGGGCAUUAUGCCCGCAAACUUCUGAAUGAUCUGAUGGAGGACUAUUCCAAUGCUCUGAGACCCGUAGAGGACACAGACAAAGCCCUCAAUGUCUCUCUGCAGAUCACCCUGUCACAGAUCAAAGAUAUGGAUGAGAGGAACCAGGUGCUGACCACAUAUCUGUGGAUCAGGCAAGUCUGGCACGAUGCAUACCUGAAGUGGGAUAAGGAGGACUACGAUGACCUUGAGAUGAUCAACAUCCCCAGCGACCUUGUUUGGAAGCCGGACAUCGUCCUCUACAACAAGGCAGAUGAGGAGUCUGCAGGUCCAUCCAGCACUAAUGUGAAGCUGCGUUAUAACGGAGAGAUUGUGUGGGACUCUCCAGCCAUAACAAAGAGCACAUGCGUGGUAGACGUCUCCUACUUCCCCUUUGACUGGCAGCAGUGCAACCUCACCUUUGGCUCUUGGACCUACAAUGGCAACCAGGUGGACAUCAGUUUGGGCAUGGACAGCGGUGACCUGUCUGACUUUGUGGAGAACGUGGAAUGGGAGUGUCACGGCAUGCCGGCAGUUAGAAACGUCAUGAUGUACGGCUGCUGCUCCGACCCUUACACCGAAAUCACAUACACCCUGCUCCUGAAGCGUCGCUCCUCCUUCUACAUCUUCAACUUGCUCCUGCCCUGCUUCCUCAUCUCUUUCCUGGCACCGCUGGGCUUCUACCUGCCGGCUGACUCGGGGGAGAAGGUUUCCCUUGGGGUCACGGUGCUUCUGGCGCUCACUGUGUUCCAGUUGUUGGUGGCUGAGAGUAUGCCUCCUGCAGAAAGCAUGCCCUAUAUAGGGAAGUACUACAUAGCCACGAUGACUAUGAUUACAGCCUCCACCUCCCUCACUAUCUUCAUCAUGAACAUUCAUUUCUGCGGUGCCGAGGCCAAGCCAGUCCCUCACUGGGCUAAGGUGCUCAUUAUAGACUACAUGUCCAAGAUCUUCUUUGUCUAUGAGGUGGGGGAGAACUGCACUACGCCGGACAGUGAGAGGACCCCACUGUACCCUGAGGAACCCAUGAAUGAUAAGGGCACCUACCUUGAUGAUCGUUUCCACGACAUAUACCAUAAUGAAAGCGACCAAUACCAGUACAGCAACGGUCAUGGCAUCCAUCAUCACAACAAGCCUCACAAAAACCAGGCAAACGGCAACGUUGACUGUCACCAUUACAACAACCAUAAGAACCAUGCUUCCAGACUAGAGAGGGAUGAGGGAAAGCGAGAAUCCACACAGCACUACCACCACAUCAGGAGGGAUGAACUGGACUACCAGGCUCCACCUCAUCCACAAAACCUCCAGCACCUGAAUGGAGGGCUGAAGGAGCAGCUCCUCUACCCCACAGAGAAACUUCAAGUCCCAGCCUGCCCCUGCUGCUGCCCCUGCCUCCAACAUAAGCAGGUGGUGAAGAACAUCCAGUUCAUCGCUAACUGCUUCCGCGAGCAGAGAGCUACUUGUGUCAAGGUAGCAGAGUGGAAGAAGGUUGCCAAGGUGAUGGAUAGGUUUUUCAUGUGGAUCUUCUUUGUCAUGGUCUUCCUCAUGAGCAUCCUCAUCAUCGCCAAGGCAUCGUGACAGCCUCCCAUCAUCUUCUUACCAUGAUGAUGACGUUUAUCUUCGGUCACUGCUGGACCUCAGCCUUAGAGUCACCUCAUUUUUACUAAAAACCUACUUAGAAACAGAAACUACUUUUCUGUGAGCUUGGACGUCAUAUGUCAGUAAUGUGUUUGUGUGUGUCUGUGUGUGUAUGUGUGCAUAUGUGUGUGCGGUUCUGUAAGUUCAUUGUCUCUUUGUUUUUGUUAUUGUUAUUGUUACUUUGAUAUAAAGAGGACAAGGUCACUGCACACAAUUCAACCCUUUAAAUUAACACAGCCUCACAGUUAGUUAAUGUCAUGUGUGCUUGCAUGUUUGACGGAGCAGUGGAGCGGUAAGACAAUCCAGGUCUUGCCUUGAACAUGCAUGGACUGUCCAUUAUUGAUGAGCCAACAGCCAUAGGCGUUACAUUACUUGCAUUGCAUUUUAUGCAACCAGAUGAUGCUCUUUUCUAGAGUAAGUUACAAUGGAGAGCAUCUGAAGAAUAAAUAAAUAAUACUUUUGAAACAGCUAUGAUUGAUAAACAAAUAUGAUUAAAAAUAGGGCAAAUCCCAUGUCCUUCCUCAUGUUGAUCAUCAUGGAAGAGCAUUUAAGGUAAUGAUAUUAAAACCAGGUGAGACUGGUGUUGUUCUACUCUCAUAAAUUGACUUACUUAUGUUUCAAAUACUUGAAAGUCAGACUUGGAGGGAAAAGGUGAAUGAAUGUCUCUCUAACUUAACAAUAUCCCUGUUUUUAAUGCAAUACUCAGACUUUAAAACCCACCUCCAGGACCCGAACAGUGGUUGAAGCCUAAUGAACCUUUUGACUAAUAUUCGCUUUGCUAAUUG